GUUUGACUGGUUGGCACCAGGUCAGUCUCUUGACCGCGCUGGCACUCAACAUGUUCAAGAACCAAAAUAGCCCCACCCCUCUUGUCCCGUCACCGGGGCAAAAGGCUUGGCUCUUGCCGAGAUAUGCUCCGUGCCAUGUUUCAGAGGCUCCGUGUGGGUGGGAAGCUGCCCCACGUGCGCCCAAGGCUCCCAACACGAGAUGAAGUCACCAAGCUCAAUACGUUUGCAACAGGAUUCUACAAUGUUGCAGGGUUUGGUUUCCUUUAUGGUUCUGGUGUGGGCGCUUGUGCUGUAAUGCUGGGGCUGCAAGAAACGUUUGCAGAUGCCAACAAACAGAACCUGUUUUGGCUUUUUUUCGACGUUGGCCAAAUUUCAGUCCAUCUUGCCGGACAGUUUGCCUAUGGGUACACCGUCGUACCCCUUUGGAGAGGAGCUGCCGGAGUCGGUGCUGCUGUGGCCCUUGAUAUGCCAACACCGGAGUAUCCCAGCAUCCUUGCUACAUUGAAGAAGGAGUUAAUCAAUGCUGGGCAAAAGUUCACCUUUGGCAUUUUGCACACUAUGGGGCAAAUCAAGGAAAAGACGAUUGAACAGCUGCGGGCAGAAAUUGCUGCAUUGCAGAAUGCAUUUCAACUUAGAGACAGAGCUGACAAACAAGAGACUGCCGAACUUCAGAUGCAAAACGAGCAGCUGAGAAAAGAGGUAAGGCUGCUUAAAGAGGAAGCCAAGGCCUUACAAUCCCAGCAAGCAACACAAGAACUCCUAAAGACCUGCAAUGCCGUGAUCUUGGUCGCGGUGGGCUUUGGUGUGAUCGGAGUAUGUUUGCGAGGCGGGCUCAAUUGGAGAAGCAGAAGGUUCAAGACAAGAUUUCGUCAGAUUUGGAGGGCCAACGAGGACUUGGUCAGAUCCAAGACGUCCCUGAACAGGGAACUUAUUGAGAGCAAAAAGACAAUUGGCCACAAAGACAAUGCUUUGAGAGAGAAGGACAACAAGCUGAUAGAAUACAGAGACGCAGCCGCCGCCUGCGAGAACAACUUGAAGGAAUCAGAGAAGGAGGUGAACAAACUCAAACUCUCCGGGGUAGCCUACACGAGCAGGCUCAAGGAAAAGGAGGACGAGAUACACAAAUACAAAGACAAAUUGCUCACCAAAGAGAGCAAGCUGAUGGAAUCAGAGGAGGAGUUGAACAAGCGCAACCUCGCUGUGGCCAGCUACAGGAGUAAGCUGACGGAAAAGGAGGACGAGUUGAACAAAUACAAACACAAAGUGCUCACCCAGGAGAACAACUUGAAGGUAGCUACACGAGCAGGCUCAAGGAAAAGGAGGACGAGUUGCGCAAAUACAAAGGCAUUUACCGUCUUACUGAGUAUAUUCAAUUCAGUGGUGUCUUGAUGUGUUGCUUGCUAAUGCUGCCUUCGAGCGCAGCCGCAGCGUUGUGGAUGCUUGUUUUUUGCAUCUUUUCGGUGCAUUUCUGCAUCCUGCACUGGACAAUUGCGCUAGCAUGGUAUUGUUUUGUCCGUGUUGUUGAAUGCUUCAUGAAAGCAAGCAUGCCUCCCCUCAAAGCGAAAGCUCGAUGGGCAGCUUUGGUGGGGGCAACAAUUAUUACCUCUGACGAUUAUUACCUCUCUACAAUUUGUGCUCAUGCCCCAGCCCUGGCGAGAAUUCUAUUAGCGAUACGGGAUACGGAUGAACAUGUAAAAAGCCCGAAGGGGAUGCAUU
Molecule: messenger RNA, 1716 nt
Organism: Durusdinium trenchii
Lineage: Eukaryota; Dinophyceae; Suessiales; Symbiodiniaceae
Source: the annotation of a GenBank genome assembly